AUGAAUCCCUCUACAGCCAAGUUAUGGAAAUCCAACGGCAAUCUAAUAUUCUUACCUGAAGAACUCAUCGUACAGGUCCUAUCAUACCUUCCGGUUAAGUCUUUGACACAACUUAGAUGCGUGAACAAAGCAUGGAACACCAUCAUCUCCGAUCCCAAAUUCAUCAAACUGCACCUUCAACGUUCCACAAAAGACAGGAGGAAUCUUACACAAAUCCUGUGCUUCUUUAAGGAUUCUUGUAUGCAACCAUAUCCCCUCAAUGCUUUACUAAACACCCCUUCAAUGGACGUUCCUACGAUAGAUUACACCGAAAUAUUCUUCUCACACGGUUCCAAUCCCCUCGUUUCCAAUCUCCUCUACCAAUUCAUUGGUUCCUGCAAUGGAUUGCUAUGUUUCCAAGUUUUUUCACCUACUGAUUUUCAAAACACCUUGUUUCAGUUAUGGAACCCAGCCACCAAAGCAUUUUCUAUCUACUUUGGGCCACAUUCAAAUUCUCAUACACAUAUAUAUGACUAUCUCAGGUUUUCUAAGUUUUCAUUUGGUUAUGAUAAUUCAACGAAUACUUAUAAGAUUUUGUAUAUGAGUCCGAACAAAUUCGAAAUAUUUAGUUACGGGGGUAAUGUUUGGAAACUUAUUCAACUUUUUCAUGUGGUUCCUUUAGACCAUUGGAAUAUUGCUCCCAAAAAACGCCGGUUUUACAAUCAAGAUAUGUAUUUGAAUGACACUAUUAACUUCUUGGCCCGAGAUAUUGCUCAACAUAUUGUCAUUAUCUCGUUGAAUCUAGGAACAGAGACAUAUCACGAGUUGCUUCCUCCUAGAGAUUUUGUCGAAGUUCGACUUCAUUUGCCAACUAUUUCUGUGUUGGAAGACUCACUUUGUUUUUGUCACCAUACUCAAAAAACCGAUUUUAUUAUAUGGAAGAUGAAGGAAUUAGGAAUUGAAAAGGCUUGGACUCAAUUUCUUAAAAUAAGCUACCAUGAUUUGGAUAUUCGUAUUAAAUAUAGAUAUUUUUUGACCCCUUUGUGCGUUUAUGAGAGUGGCAUCGCACUAAUUCUAUCAAAUCGUCGUCGUGGAUUGGAAGUGAUUAUAUAUAACUUGAGUGAUAAUAGAAUAGAAAAAACUAGAUUGAGCAAUUUAAAGUGGAUUUUUCCCUAUAAUUAUGUUGAAAGCUUGGUUUCUCCUUAUUAA
Vicia villosa (hairy vetch) is the source of this 1188-nucleotide messenger RNA. RefSeq names its product F-box/kelch-repeat protein At3g23880-like. Gene Ontology annotation, molecular function: protein binding. The record is from RefSeq and is a predicted model, not a curated record. The coding region runs from base 1 to 1188 and encodes 395 amino acids. The transcript has a single exon. NCBI's taxonomy places the organism in Eukaryota, Viridiplantae, Streptophyta, Magnoliopsida, Fabales, Fabaceae.